This is a messenger RNA of Hylaeus volcanicus, 2786 nucleotides long. RefSeq names its product homeobox protein DBX1-like (gene Dbx). The record is from RefSeq and is a predicted model, not a curated record. Gene Ontology annotation, molecular function: DNA-binding transcription factor activity, RNA polymerase II-specific; DNA binding. NCBI's taxonomy places the organism in Eukaryota, Metazoa, Arthropoda, Insecta, Hymenoptera, Colletidae. The transcript has 2 exons. Gene Ontology annotation, biological process: regulation of transcription by RNA polymerase II. The coding region runs from base 550 to 921 and encodes 123 amino acids.
UAUACAAUUAACCAUUCUGGUGGACAUAUACAUAUUUCCAAUACAUAUUUCCUCUGUAUUAUUUUAGAGUUUGAUUUACAUGAAACAAGUUUGAUUUACAUGAAAAAACUUACAGGUCCUCAACCAUAGAUUGAACGACAGUGCUUGAAGAUCAACUUACUAGCACAAUCCCGUAGCUCAGCGAAUAGUGUAAUCAAGCACAAAGCCUCCCGUUUUCAAUCAUUUACUCACUUCCGUUUGAUUACAUUUAAAAGUGAAAAACGAAACCAGAAUGGUUUUCAACCAUAAAAAAUUGAAAAACGAAAGGUUCAGAAGUUCGACUAUCUUCUUGAAGAAAUGUCAGGUUAUUAGUGAAGUGUUAUACAUUAUCUUAACGCAGAAAAUAUGUGAAUUACAGUUGCUGGUUCUGGAACUGGAGGUCAUCAUCCAGCUGCUCCGGGCGGAGGGACAGCGUUUCCAGGUGCAAUUCAAGGCGGCCUAAGCGACUUCGCAGGUACUGGUCUAGUAUUUCCAUGGGCGACGAACGCACGUGGAAAGCCACGCAGAGGGAUGAUGCGGAGAGCAGUUUUCUCGGAUCUUCAAAGGCGUGGCCUUGAGAAGAGGUUUCAGAUACAAAAGUACAUCAGCAAGCCGGAUCGCAAGAAACUCGCUGAGAAGCUGGGUCUCAAGGAUUCUCAGGUGAAAAUUUGGUUUCAAAAUCGGAGGAUGAAGUGGAGGAACAGCAAAGAGAGAGAACUAUUGGCAACAGGUGGCUCACGAGAGCAAACAUUACCAAACAAGAACAAUCCAAAUCCGGACUUAAGCGAUGCUGAUGGGGAUAGACCAAGAAUGGACUUGAGCGACGUCAGUCCUUUGACGAGUCCUCAGCGACCUGAGGAGCAAACAGAGAAUGAGGAGGAUGAAGAGAUCAAUGUCACGUGAUAAAAUUUGAUCCAACAUCCUGGCAGGGACAUGUUUGUUCAACAAAAUAGUUCACAAUGAAUGCUCGAGGAUUCGCGAACAGGGAGCAAGGUGGAGGAAGAGAGUAUGGCUAAUGAACCACCUCCCAUAUAGCUUCUAAUCAGAAGAUGCCAAUGUUUCCAUUCGAUAGAAUGUUGUCUUAGACACGAUACAGAGUACUUUUACAAAGAUAAAACUCCUUUGUUCUGAAUACAUUUCCUAAGUAGUAUCACUGAGAAUGAAGCUACAAUAUUAAUAGCAAUAUCGAUAGUAAUAUGUGGUUAAAUUAGAAAUGAGAUUCAAGUAUGAACUUGGUCAAUCCAUCUUAAUUUUUCCACUGCCUAAGACUAGAAUAAAUUACCUUAGUACAGAUACAUCUUAGGUACUACCCUAAUGGGAACCAUCUGUUUAAUUUGCUUAGGACUUACUCCAAUCUAAAAGUAUGAGGAUAUGAACAUCAAAGAUUCCAACAAGAAUUUCGUCUUUGUAAAACUACACUGUGAUACAUAUGUUUUCACAGUACUAUGUUCGACUCGCAACAAACAUAAAAGUGGAUCUCAUAGAGUAAAUAAAAUCUGCAAUGUAAAGUUUGCUUUAUUCUCGCAAUAUAACAAGGGGAAGCUUCAGUGCGUGAAAAGUGCUUUGGACAUUGGAAAAAUUGAUCAGUAUAUAUAGUCUUCGUUACAGGAUAAUAAUUAUACAGAAGUUUCAUUUUGAAACACUACUUUUGAUGUAGCUAGAUACGUUUUUUAUGAAUGCAUAUUAAAACGUGAACUUAUUUAUACUGUAAAAAUUUGUAUGAUAAAAACAGAACUAAAGCAGGAAAGCAAUACAUGAAAAGCAGAAUAAUGAGCACUACCAAAAAUGAAAUGCAAAUACAGGUAUCAUAUAGCUUGCUUUCGUUUGUAUGAGCAAGGAAGCAAGGAGGCACCAUGAGGCCAGCAAAAGUAUCGUGUGAAACUUCUGUAUUGAUCACUUAUUCUGUGCUUUCAUUUGCUUCACUGGUGAUCACUGUGUUUUCCUAAUACCUCCGAGAUAUCUCAGCGACGAUACGAACAUAGAAAGUAAUCUAUAUGGCGAGAAGUAUUUGCUCGACUGUGUAUAAAUAAAUUGGUAUUAGGUUUUUUUUGUAAACUGAUUGAAACGUUGUGUCCUAUGCACCACGUGUUUGAAUUUUGAGACGAUAUUUUUCAAUCGUCUACCUCGAAAGCUUUGGCCAAAAUGGAAUUUCAAGACACAUGUACUAUAUUGUAAUUAGAGAUGAAUGUAAGUUCCCGAAGUUUUCUGUAAGGUAUUAUUAUAAGGUUGUAUUAGGCAUAAUGUUGCGAUCCCUAAAGUAUGUACAUGUAAUGCCGUUUGGCAUCGGGAAACCAAAUGUAAUUAUUCAUUGUGAUGCAUUAUAAUCUGUGUAAUAUAUUGCAAUAAAACUGUCUAUGGCAAUCAUUUAAGAUUUUCUGUCGUCCGUGGAUGUACCUAUUUAGCAGGUACAUGUGGAAUUUAACAAUUGAUUCGCUGUGAUUAGCUGGCAAUUUAAUGGAACUGCUAACGUUAUUAACAUGAAGCUAAGAAAUAGUAAUGUCUUUCGUUUAUUUAAUUUUAAAUUGAUCAAAUAUCUUCUAAUUUUUAUGUUUGAUGGACACCUAAUGUGAGAAGCAUAUUAUGUAUAAGUGUAUAUAUUACCUUAUUGUUAAUCCAUAUAAAUAUGAAUUCUAUUAUUGUAUUAUUAUGAUAUUGUAAUAAUAAUAGCAACUUUUAUUACAAUUACUUCCAUAGUUAGUAGAUAGAUAUAAAAUAUUAAAAGAAGGAAAACUUUUAUAUAGCAAUCUUUUUGUAAUUUUAUUAUUUAU